Molecule: messenger RNA, 1218 nt
Organism: Cynara cardunculus var. scolymus (artichoke)
Lineage: Eukaryota; Viridiplantae; Streptophyta; Magnoliopsida; Asterales; Asteraceae
Product: probable DNA-directed RNA polymerase
Exons: 1
Coding region: 1-1218 (405 amino acids)
Biological process (GO): mitochondrial transcription
Cellular component (GO): mitochondrial DNA-directed RNA polymerase complex
Molecular function (GO): DNA-directed RNA polymerase activity; DNA binding
Source: RefSeq, a predicted model, not a curated record
AUGUUACAAGGAUUACACAAGGACAUUCAGCAAGCUCGUUAUGAGUCAUUGAUAAUAGAUUUGUCAAUAGCAUAUGAGGGUUAUAAAUUUUAUUUACCAGCAUUUCUGGACUUCCGUGGUCGAAUCUACCGGAGUGGACUCUUACACUUCCAUGAGCGCGAUCUUGCAAGGAGUUUUAUACAAUUUGCUGAUUCUAACAAUAGCCCUGCUUGCGCUCCUAUAACAGCAUUAGCUACAUGCUACCACUAUAAGUCAUUCAUCAGUCAAUCAGCUGUAGUAGAUUGGUGUGAAUCAUUUCUAAUUCAUACAGAUACCAAUUCCCCUAUAUCUUUAAUCAAUUAUGCUAGUGGUGCUAAACGUCCAUUUCAGUUCUUAUCAAAUAUAGUCUUAAUGGAACUAUCUAAGGAUAAUGAUUCAAAAAUGUGUAUACCCAUUACACAUGAUGCAUCAGCCAGUGCGUAUCAAAUAAUGUCAUAUUUCUUAAUGGAUGAGUGUAUUGCAAGGCGUACGAAUCUAAUUCCAUCAGAGAAUGGUGAAAUACAGGAUCUUUAUCUUUGUAUCCUUAAUGAACUGAAACCAUUCAUCCAAAAUGAACUAUGCGAUAGUAAUCUCUCAGUUCUCAUUUGUAGUUCAAUCACUAGAAAGAUGGUGAAAGGUAUCUUUAUGCCUAUAAUCUAUGGUAAAACAGUGAUGAGUACAGCUAGCGAUAUCAAGGGGUAUCUAUCUCAAUAUCUGACUCAAAAAGAGUGCUUUGAUCUGGCUAAAAUCUGCUUUAAGUUCUGGAAAGUGAAAUAUCAUAACAUGGAUUGUCUAAUCAGAUUGAUCCGUAGUAUAGGCUGGGUAGCAUCAUCUUGUGGUCGCCCUGUUCAGUAUAGUGUGGAUUAUUAUACUACAAUCCAAGACUAUAUGCAGAUGGAAUCAAUUAAUAUUUGGGUAUAUGAUAAAUUGCAUAAAAAGAGAAGAAAAGUCAGUCUGAGAAUCUCUACUGAUAAGCGUGAUAGCAAGAAGACUGGGGUCUCAACCUUCGUCAACUUCAUCCAUCAGAAGGAUGCCUUUAUUGCUAUGAAAGUAGUGGAAGUUAUGCUUUAUCUGAAGGCACCUGUUUACACAGUUCACGACAACUUUCUCACUCUCCCUUAUUAUAGCCAGAAAGUAGCUGAUAUUUAUAGUAAUUUAGUUACAAGAAUGGGGUCUCCACUUUUGAUCAUUAAUAAGUAA